UGAGGGCCCUCCGAGAGUCCGACUCUCCGAUCCCCCCACGGGCAUGGGCUCUGGAUCCGCGAAGUAGUGUUCACUGUGCUAGGGUUUUUGCUCCAGUAGAAGCCGUGGGGGAGAGAGAGGGGAAGAGGGAGAGAUCCACCUCAUCGUCCCUCGCGAAUCCUUUGGCGAUCUCUUCUCUCUCGGUCCACUCAUGGCGAUCGGAUCCCUAGUCCCCGGAUCGAGAAUAGUGGCGAUCACUGCUCUCUUCUUCUACCUCGCGAUCGUUCUUUUCGCCUCCUCUGCUGCAGCUGAUGAUAUCCAUGGCUGCGGCGGAUUCGUCGAGGCGAGUUCACAUUUGGUUAAGUCGAGGAAGGCUUCUGUGAAGUUGGACUACUCAGACAUCACGGUUGAGCUAUGCACGACAGAUGGAUUGGUAAAGGAGAGGACUCAGUGUGCUCCUAAUGGUUAUUACUUUAUCCCAGUAUAUGACAAGGGUUCUUUUAUUCUUAGAGUGAAGGGGCCUAAUGGGUGGUCAUGGGAGCCAAAUAAUGUUCCUGUUGUUGUUGAUCACAAUGGAUGCAAUGGAAAUGCAGAUAUAAAUUUCCGGUUCACAGGGUUCAUGAUAUCAGGAAAGGUUGUGGGAGCUGUUGGCGGUGAGAGUUGCUCCUUAAAGGAUAGAGGGCCUUCUGGUGUUAAAGUGGAGCUAUUAUCCCCCUCUGAUGAUGUUAUUGCAUCUGUUCUCACGUCAGCAAGAGGGGAUUAUUCAUUCACAAAUAUACUUCCAGGAAAAUACAAAUUACAGGCUUCCCAUCCAGAUUUAGAAAUUAAGCUUGGAGGGUCACCGGAGGUAAAUUUGGGCUUUGGAAAUGUAGUGGUAGAUGAUGUCUUCUUUGCAGCUGGCUAUGAUCUUCAUGGUUUUGUAGUUGCACAGGGGAACCCAAUUUUAGGAGUACAUAUGUAUUUGUAUUCUGAUGAUGUGUCAGAGGUGCAUUGUCCACAAGGUUCUGGUAAUGCCCCUAGGCAAGGUGUUCUUUGUCAUGCAGUUACUGAUGCGGAUGGGAAGUUUACAUUUAGAUCGAUACCUUGUGGCGUCUACGAACUUUUGCCUUACUACAAAGGGGAGAAUACAAUUUUUGAUGUCUCGCCUCCUUUAGCAGUCGUUUCAGUAGAGCACAGUCACUUAAAGGUCCCUCAAAAAUUUCAGGUUACUGGAUUUUCUGUUGGGGGUCGUGUUGUUGACACCAGCGGUACUGGGGUGGAGGGCGUCAAAAUUAGGGUUGAUGGCCAGCUCAGAGCAAUGACAGAUAAUCUAGGAUAUUACAAGCUUGAUCAGGUUACAUCCAAGGAGUACUCCAUUACAGCUGAGAAGGACCAUUACAAGUUCAAUAGUCUGGAGAAUUUCUUGGUGCUGCCAAACAUGGCUUCCAUUGAUGACAUAAAGGCGGCUUACUAUGAUUUAUGUGGUUCUGUUCGAAUUGUUACAGCAAAUUCAAAAGCAAUGGUGACAUUGACACAUGGGCCUGAAAAUGUCAAGCCUCAGAAGAAACUAGUAAAUGAGAAUGGAAGUUUUUGCUUUGAGGUUCCAGCUGGUGAAUAUCGAUUGUCUGCAUUAGCAGUGGAUUCUGAGAGUUCUGGUAUGAUGAUGUUUUCUCCAUCAUUUGUUGAUGUAAAGGUGAAUAGCCCUUUGCUUGAUGUGGAAUUUUUCCAGUCUCAGGUCAAUAUUGAUGGUAAAGUAAUUUGCAAGGAGAAAUGCAACCCAAAUAUUUCCCUUUCACUUGUGAGAGUAGCAGGUGAAAUCAAUCAAGAAAGCAAGACAACCACCUUGAGUCAUGAGAGUAGUGACUUUAUGUUUACAAAAGUCUUUCCUGGAAAAUAUCAGCUUGAGAUCAAGCAAACUCCAUCAUCCACAAAAUCUGAGGAUAACUGGUGCUGGGAUCAGAAGUCUAUUGAUUUAGAUGUUGGCAGUGAGGAUGUGACCGGAAUUGUUUUUGUCCAGAAAGGUUAUUGGAUAGACAUAAUCUCAACACAUGACACAGAUGCUUACAUUCGCCAAUCUGAUUCUUCCCAAUAUGGCUUGCUGAUAAAGCAAGGACCACAAAGAAUUUGCGUAGAGAAUCCUGGGAAGCAUGAGCUUCAUUUUGUUCACUCUUGCAUUUCCUUUGGUACGCCGUCAAUAGAAUUUGAUACCUUGAAUCAAAUGCCUAUUUAUCUCAGUGGAAAGAAAUAUCUUGUUAAAGGAGAAAUUCAUGUGGAUUCUAGCUUGCAUCGUGACGCAGUUGACUUAUCCGAAUAUGUUGUUGUUGAUGCAUUUAAGAGAGACGGAAGUUUUAUAGAGACAAUCUCUACUAGGUUUGCUUUGGAUAAGAGCGACCAAAAUGGCAUGGUCGUAUAUGAAUACUCAACCUGGGCUGAUCUUGGAGGAGACUUCAUUUUUGUCCCACGGGAUUCCAGUACUAGAAGGGAGAAGAAGAUCCUAUUUUAUCCUACACAGCGCCAGUCGUCGGUUACCAUCAGCGGAUGUCAGGAUACCAUCCCUGCUAUUGUUGGUAGAGUUGGUUUAUACCUUGAAGGUUCUGUGUCUCCAGCCCUAUCUGGCGUCAGUAUCAGGGUUAUAGCAACAGAAAAAAGCACUUACGCUCCUUUAGAUAAAGGAGGCUUAGCACUUCAGAUGGAGACUAGCUCUGAUGGUUCAUUUUCUGCCGGCCCUUUAUAUGAUGAUAUAAGUUACAAUAUUGAAGCUUCCAAGCCAGGUUAUCAUAUCAAACAAGCAGGGCCGAAUUCUUUUACUUGUCAGAAACUUGGUCAGAUUUUGGUUCGCAUCUAUGGUGAAAAAGAAGGUGAUUUACUUCCAUCUGUAUUGUUAUCCUUGAGUGGUGAAGAUGGUUACAGGAAGAACUCAGUUAGUGGUGCCAGUGGCCCUUUCUCAUUUGAUAACUUAUUUCCUGGAAGUUUCUAUCUCCGCCCACUACUAAAGGAGUAUUCCUUUUCCCCGGCAGCAGUUGCAAUAGAUUUAGAAUCUGGAGAGUCUAGAGUUGUUGAUUUCCGAGCAACUCGUGUUGCUUACAGUGCCAUGGGCUCUGUGACAUUACUUUCUGGUGUACCAAAGGAAGGUGUAUUUGUUGAAGCACGGUCAGAAACCAAAGGAUUUUAUGAGGAGGCAACAACUGAUAAUUUAGGAAACUUUCGUCUCAGAGGACUUCUCCCUGAUACAACUUAUUUAAUUAGAGCUGUGGCUAAGGAAAACCUUGGAGCUGUGGCCAUUGAACGUGCUUCUCCAGAAUAUGUUGCUGUCAAUGUUGGUUCUGAAGAUAUCAAAGGUGUGGACUUCGUUGUGUUUGAGCAACCGGAAAUUACCAUUUUAAGUGGCCAUGUUGAAGGAAGCGACCUUGAUGUAUUGCGGCCACAUUUAUCCGUUGAAAUCCGAUCAUCCAAUGACCCAUCUAAGAUACAGUCGGUCAUUCCUUUGCCACUGUCAUCCUACUUCGAAGUACGUGAUUUGCCCAAGGGUAAGCACCUUGUCCGGCUUCAAUCCCGGCCUCCAUCAAAUACUCACAUUUUUGAAUCGGAGAUAGUCGAAGUCGACUUGGAAGCAGGAAUUCAUGUAGGCCCUCUGAAGUAUAAAACUGGGGAACACCAUCACAAGCAGGAAUUGACACCUGCACCAGUUUUCCCUCUUAUCGUAGGAGUUUCUGUUAUCCUUCUCUUCCUCAGUAUGCCAAGAUUGAAGGACUUGUACCAAGUGGCCGUAGGAAUGGCUCCAUUAGGUUCAAAUACCAUCCCUGGUAAAAAGGAGCCACGGAAGAUGGUUUUGCGAAAGAGAGCAUAGUGAGUUGUCUCCUCGAAAUGAUCCAGUUGUUCUAAUGACUUUAUAACUCUUAUCUCUGUAUCAUCUAGCAAUAGAGUUUAUAUUUUUCCUACUCAUUUCGAAUCCAGGGUUUGUACUAUUAUCAUGACCUGUAAAUUUUGAUCCAAUUUCUCCUUUUAGUAGCUUGAGACCAUGUAUAGUCGACUUCCAUUGCUAAUUUUGUUGCUUUUAACCGAUCACACGGUGGAUUUUGGAACUCGCUGAUGAAAGUUACAGGAAUGUUGUAGACAUUUGCCGGGCAAUGUGAUCACUUAUUUUUGAGAAAUGCCGACAGUGCAUCCUCUUUGGGAUGUAAUCCAUACAUCAUUGAUGUUGCAAGUGGGGAAAUUCCACCUUAA
Ananas comosus (pineapple) is the source of this 4182-nucleotide messenger RNA. RefSeq names its product nodal modulator 1-like. NCBI's taxonomy places the organism in Eukaryota, Viridiplantae, Streptophyta, Magnoliopsida, Poales, Bromeliaceae. The record is from RefSeq and is a predicted model, not a curated record. Gene Ontology annotation, cellular component: endoplasmic reticulum membrane. Gene Ontology annotation, molecular function: carbohydrate binding.